Messenger RNA from Trypanosoma conorhini, 1662 nucleotides. RefSeq lists its product as uncharacterized. NCBI's taxonomy places the organism in Eukaryota, Euglenozoa, Kinetoplastea, Trypanosomatida, Trypanosomatidae. Bases 1 to 1662 code for a protein of 553 amino acids. The transcript has a single exon. The record is from RefSeq and is a predicted model, not a curated record.
AUGCUGGAGGAUGCGACUCCGCGCGCGCAGCUCCAUCUUCAACGCAUCCUGAACGAAUUCCGAGAACACCUCAACGGACCCACGGCGAGGGCGAGGUCUUCCACGGGCCGAAGCUCCCCACUUCGACACGCGGCGGCAGCGAGAGUUCCCGCCCUUGUGGGGUCACCAAGUGGUUCUUCCGCGCAACCCGCUGAUGCGCAUAACUGCCACUUCGCAGCGGGUGUGGUUUUGCAGCAAAGGAGCCGCAGCGCCGGUCACGCUGCAGCAGCAAAGGGGAGUGUGUCACCGCCUCGUCGCAAGCCUGCAACACUGCCCACGUACGUGAGGCCAGCCCCGUACCUUGUUGACGCCCCGGCGACUUCGCCGGAGCACGAUGCGCCGCGUCGUGAGACACACAAGCAAAGUGCAACUGUGCCGAUACAACGCCUUGCUCGUGUAGGCAGAGUUAGGGCGAUGGUGGCGCGGGAAUCCGCUUCAAGGGAGACGAGGGCAGGAGAUGUCAUCGUGCGAGAAGGUUCCGGCGAGCUCGCAAAGGCCAAAAAACUUUGCGUUCGUCAAAUAGAGUCUGAGGAGAUGUUUUACAGGCAGUUUAUUUGUAAAGUAGUUGACGCCUACACUGAGGUGUUGUGGCACGUCAAGCGCUGCGGGGAAGAGGCGGCCAAGCAAUCAAUGGAAUUAACAGACAUGGUGGCGCGGGUUGUUCGGUUUGCGAGCACAUCCACUGAAGAAGUUCUUCAGGAUCGUGAAGAGCACUUGAGCCGCGUCAUGAAACCCGCCUCAAGUGAGCCGCUGAUGGACUUCAAGGAGGCACUACGUAGCUUGCAGCGCUUGCCGACCAUCUUGGCUGCCAAUUACAGUCACCUGGUGUCCACCGCCCACGGCACCGCUGAGGCAGAAUAUCCAACGAAUCUCGCCUCCGCACCGCCGCCCCUUCCACAACAACCACUGCAGCAACAGCAACCACAAAAUACGACUGCGCAUGACGCAAAUUUGUUUGUUCGAAGACCAUCUUCUCUCCUCUCGCGUCGCGGAAGCCUGCAGGCGAUGGCUUCUCUAUCGUAUCCCUCACGUGGUGGAUUCGUGAGCCCCUACGCGGGGUUGUUAACGAAUGAAAGUCUUGAUUGUGUUGAUGAUACUCGCUCAACCUCGACACCUGUAGCGAAUAUGGUGAUGCCUCAGAGAGGGCGUGAUGUGGACCCGGCGUGGGUAGUGGAGGACCUUCAGGAAGAGAAUGUGUAUUGGCAAGAGGAGGCUCUACGGGCGGCGCUAGAAGCGGAGAGAUACUCGCAGAUGCUGCACACGGUACUUACUUUGCCUCCCGAAAGUCCGCCUAAUGAGAGGAAUGACGUGGCGCCCAGGCGGAUGUCCAUCACUGCCACGGGAUCGCCAUCCCAGAAGGUACUUCUGCAGCGCCUCUUUAUACGACUAAUUCUGGAAAAGGAGGAGGGGGAGCGGGGCAGAAUAGAGUCGCGGGAGGCGCAAGAGUGGUGGCUGCUUUGGUUUGCUGCAAAGGAUGCCGUGACGCAUAGGCCUGGCACGUCGAAAGAGAACGGAAAGGCCGUCAACAACCACCACCAAAAGGAGGAGGAGUUAGGAAAGGAAGGGGCUCAUAAUGGCAGUAGAAGUCCGCCUGAGGAGGCGAGUGACGCCACGCACAGUUGA